Gadus macrocephalus (Pacific cod) is the source of this 2430-nucleotide messenger RNA. Its product is annotated as stonustoxin subunit beta-like. The coding region runs from base 237 to 809 and encodes 190 amino acids. The record is from RefSeq and is a predicted model, not a curated record. Gene Ontology annotation, molecular function: protein binding. The transcript has a single exon. NCBI's taxonomy places the organism in Eukaryota, Metazoa, Chordata, Actinopteri, Gadiformes, Gadidae.
UAUAUUCAAAAAAUUUUUAAUUAUACUAUUAACUUCUCACUAUUAUAAUAAUUAUCAUUUUGUUUUAAUUCCGGUCAAUACAUUAGCAAUGGCACAUAAUAAUCAUAUUAACAUGUUUUGAAUGAUGCAUGUGUUUCAUCUUAGAUUUCAAUUAGAGCUGGUGAUGCUGUUUAUUUAAUAAUGAUGAAGAUGAUGAUGAUAAUUAUAAUUAAUAAUAUUGCUUUAGCAGCCUAAUCAUGUUUCUCCCGUCAGAUGCCUGUGAACUCACACUGGACCCAAACACAGCCCACAGACAACUCUCUCUGUCUGAGGACAGCAGGAAGGUGACGCGGGGUGAAGAGGACCAGUCGUAUCCGGAUCACCCAGAGAGGUUUGACGGCCAGCUCCAGGUGCUGUGUAGAGAGGGUCUGACUGGCCGCUGCUACUGGGAGGUAGAGUGGGGAGGAGGGGUUGCUAUAGGAGUGGUAUACAGAGGAAUGACAAGGACAGGACUGGGUGGUGACAGCCUGCUUGGAUUGAACAACAAGUCCUGGUGUCUUGAUUGUGAUGACGACGAUGACGCUGCUCCCUACUCUGCCUGUCACAACGGUAGUUCAACAUCCAUACGUCUCCCCCCCCCUCACUCUAACACAGUAGGAGUGUAUCUGGACCGGCCUGCUGGCUCUCUGUCCUUCUACAGAGUGUUCCCAGGUGGAGGGUGGUCCUCAGACACACUGACACACAUCCACACCUUCCAGGCCUCCUUCACCCAGGAGGUCCUCCUCCCUGGGUUUUGGUUUGAUACGAGUGGUUCCUCAGUGUCUCUGUGAGUGUCCAUUGUAGACACACAAACACACACACAGACCCAUGGAAGAGCACACGCAUGUAGACAGUCAUAAACACACCCAAACCAACAAACAUAUGUACAUGACUAUAAACACACACACACACACACACACACACACACACACACACACACACACACACACACACACACACACACACACACACACACACACACACACACACACACACACAGACUUAUUUACACACACACACACACACGUACACAGACUUAUUUACACAGACAUGCACUCACACACACACACACACACACCGUUCAUGGAUCUAAACCCACAUCAGGUCUGUGUGCCGGUGGUAAGCAGCAGGUAACAUCAGUGUCUCUCGUGGUUCAUCUCUCAGCCCUCUCUGUGUUCAGCUGGGCUGCUGAGCGUCAGAUUAGAGGGGGCCGCUUGGGUCUGGGGGGUCCACACAGUCCUGACGUUGUUGAGGACCAGCUGUUAGGGGGACGUUUGAAUACCCGUGGAGUGGACCCAUGGACGUACCUGUAGUGCAUCGGGUUGUUGAGCAGCAGCUGUUGGUGCUCUGAGGGGUCAACCCGUUCCGUGGAAGUACAACACUUUGUGAUUGAUUUAAAUACUCCACUGUAGUCCAAAUUAUUAAUUUUAUUGGGCUUCUGAAAGGUUCAGCAUAAACCAUGAAAGGAAGAUCUUUGGGUUAAGCCGGUUGUACAAAGAUUUACUUUCUAAUGUAAAAUGUGUUUUAAAUGUUGAUUGAUGGUACUUUAUAUUGCUACAAUAUUUUAUAUAUUUUCAACAUUGUAUUAAAGGAACCCAAAAUCUGUUUAUAUUUUGCCAUUCCUGACAUGGAACAUGAUUUAAAGCAGAUUUAACAACAUAAUCAUGAAUGAUGAUAAGGGUUCUAUGGGAAAGGGUAACGAUGUUGUAAAUUACUUUAAACGGAAGAUUGUUUCUUCGUGUUCUGUUGGGAACAACAAGUCAACAUGUUCAAUGAUUAAAGAUACCUGUUUAGGAUUUGUAAUUGUUCAUAAAGCAUAAUGUUAAUAAACAACUCAGUCGAUCAACUGAACGUUCUUGUGUGUUCAGAGGAUUCUUCCUGUUAGUUCAGUUGAAAUCCUCCAAGUCUUCUGGAGACGUUACCUCCAACACAACAGUGGAGUCUCCAUUCACCCCUUCAUCAGUGUGUGGAGGGAGGAUAUUACCACACACACAACAGUGGAGUCUGACUUUUUUAAUCACACACGCAUAUACAAAAACAAAAAGUAGGUAAAAAGGUGGCUAAACAGACAGGCUAAGCUUGCCAGAGCCUAGCCUAUCUGGCAAACUCUGCUGUCUGAUUGGUUCAGAGACAGCAGGCCUGUGGUAAUGCACCAGGCCCUUAGAUGGUAGUUCCCGUUACAUGGUACAGAGGUUUCCUUACGUCCUCAUCUCCUCCCUCCUCACCCUUGCUGUCAUUGGACGGCGGGUCAGCUGGAUGCAGUCCUCCAGGUAGUACCACACACACCCACACACACACAAACACACACACACACACACACACACACACACACACACACACACACACACACACACACACACACACACACACACACACACACACACACACACACACACACACACACACACACAC